This is a messenger RNA of Schistosoma haematobium, 4677 nucleotides long. RefSeq names its product Mevalonate kinase (gene ERG12). NCBI's taxonomy places the organism in Eukaryota, Metazoa, Platyhelminthes, Trematoda, Strigeidida, Schistosomatidae. Gene Ontology annotation, cellular component: cytoplasm. The coding region runs from base 105 to 1280 and encodes 391 amino acids. The transcript is spliced from 2 exons. Gene Ontology annotation, biological process: isoprenoid biosynthetic process. Gene Ontology annotation, molecular function: ATP binding; mevalonate kinase activity. The record is from RefSeq and is a predicted model, not a curated record.
GAUCUCUCAAGGUCGUUGCGGUUUCGGCUACUGAUACUAGUUUUACAUGAGCAAGAUUUAUUGUGAAUUAUUUGCCAACAAGAUAACAUAAACUCCAAUCAUUUAUGAAGAAGUUUGUUGUGUCUGCUCCUGCGAAAGCUAUAUUAUUUGGUGAGCAUGCUGUUGUAUACGGUUAUCCAGCUAUCGCUGCUACAAUUGACUUACGGUGUUAUUUUACAGUUACCAUUAAGAAUGAAGCUUGUGAAGAUAUUAUUAUAGAUUUUAAAGAUUUAUCAGAAAAUAGCAUUCAUAUUCCAAUCAAAAUGCUUCAUUCUAUUUCAAAUAAAGAAUCUGUUAUGGAUUACGCAUGGAAAUUAGUGUCAGAUCUUUUUGAUUGUGCUUAUCAUGACUCUCUUCAUGAUUCACCUAUCAUUGUUAGCACAUGUGUCAUAGUAUAUCUGUUUAUUCGUGCUACACAACUACGAAGCGAUGAGUGUAGCAAUCAACAAUUCCCAAUGUUUAAUGGAAAAAAUGCCAUAUGUAUAGAAAUUCAGUCAGAUAUGCCUAGUGGAUGUGGCCUAGGAUCAUCAGGUGCAUUUUCAGUCGCUGCUACUGCUACCAUUCUGUUAUUAACUAACAAUUAUCCACUUGUACAAGUUUGGGACAUUGAUAAGAUUCAACGUAAAUUAAUAUCUUCUUUGGCUAGAGACGCUGAAUGCAUCAUUCAUGGAAAAUCUUCAGGAUUAGAUAGUACAAUAUGCACAUAUGGAGGUACUAUAGUUUUUCGGAAAGACCAACUUCCUUUAUUUCAGGAAAUUAACAUUUCAAAUUUCGAUACUGUCAAAUUACUCAUAGUCAAUACUAACAUUACUCGUUCCACAUCUCUCGCUGUACGGAAGGUUUAUGAUAAGUGGAAGGAAGAUAAAACGUGUGUAAAUUCUAUUUUCAAAGAAAUAGGUAUCAUCGUGGACGAAGUAAUUGAUAUUUUGAAUCAGAAAGAUAACUGUGAAAUUAGUCGAUCUCUUACUCGUCAUAUCGUUAGAAAUCAACAUUUGCUUGAAGAAUUGGGAGUGUCACAUUCUGUUUCAAACGAAAUUAUUGAAGAAUUAAAACUAGUUGGUAUUCCAGCGAAAGUCACUGGAGCAGGUUUCGGGGGUUGUGUACUUGGAUUUAUUCUAGGGGUAGAUUAUGAUAAUUCAGAGCUUAAUGAUCUUAUCAGCAGGUGGCAUACACGUUCUUUAUGGGCUCAAGUUACUUCUAUUGAAGCUACUGGUGUGAAAUAUAACUCUCAUUUUUUAUAAAUCCUUGUUCUUCAUGAACAUCUCAAAAGUAAAAUUACUUAAUCAACAGUGGAGAGAUUGAUAGUCUGAUUUGAAAAAUGUAUCCAUUAGUUAUGGAUAUUUACAGAUGUUCGUAGUGUAUAUUGAGUAAAUAACCUUGUCAGUUAUGUAUUUAUCAAUUAUCCAUAUGCUUUGUCGCAGUACAUUCAAAAUAUCGAUGUAGUUCAUUUUUAAGUUCAGCACAAACAAGGUGUUGAAGUAGUUCUAUGCCGGGUAAUACUAUUUUUAGUCUAAUUAUUCGGACUAUGUUGAUUGUGUUAAGUUAGGUUGAUUGGUAAUUAUAUUGGAUAUGUACAACUGCUAGGUUGAUUGUAGUUGUUACGACUUUCUUCUGGUCAUACUUCAACUAAUUACGAGUCCUCUAACAAGCCUACUGCAUACGACAGUCAAUCGCUAGCCUACUCAAUAUCACAUUGUGGUGUGAAAAAUUGGGUUUUCACCAAGCAGGUAGGCUCUUUGAAUUCAUUGAGUUCAAUGCUCUGGUGACAUAGAAAAGUGUCAAUACACUAAAUAACAGGUUCUCAGUAAUUUCUGUCUAAUUUUUGGCACCCCAAUCACAAUUGGUCCGUAACGGAAGUCUCUAAUCAACCACUGAGACCGUAUGAUGGGUGAAAAAAGUUAUUUCGGAACAAAUUUACCACAGCUUUCUUUCCAGCAAACCUAAACAGCUAAUGACGAGGUUUUUUCGUAUUAAAUGUGUAAAACUGGUCACGUGUUUGUAGGUUAUUACAGACUUAUAAUAUACGCGUACUCAGUCACCAUGUGGGUCAUACGAAAAACACAUGACUGUCGGAAACCUUACAAACCGCAUUUUGUUUAUUGUUUUAGCUUAAAACAGCUUGUAAAUGUCUGUGGGAUAGUCGCUGAGCUUACAGCUUUCAUCAACAUGCAGACAUUGUUGCAAUUUGCUGGGUUUUACUACAAGAUUCUUACAUUUUUGUCAUAUAUUCUUAUUCACAAGAGGUGAUUGCCAAAUUGAUGACAGUGUAUCACGGGGUAGUACAAACAAUACAACUUGCCAGUUGAAAAAGGUUUAACAAACAGUGAAAAAAGUUCCAGCGCAAGAUUAUACCAAUAAAGAGAAUAAAGACAGUUUGAGUGAAGAGAAUUUCCUUUCCAAUGACGUCAAUUACUGGAGCUAUGCAGUCGUAUUUAUAGUUAUCUCUUACACACAGCAGUCCAUAAUAGAGUGAGGAAUUGUUGCUUCACUAAUAGAUGUAAUAAAAGCUAGUCAAAAUCUGAACCCACGUCAAAGGGAAAUAAGAAUGUAAAUAAUAAAUGGAAGUGGGUGCGCACUGCUGAGUCCCACAUUAGGAUGAAACAGCCAUCCAAUGUUUCCAGGUUUUCCUUGGUGAUCUAGUUUAAAUCGACUCAUGGAUUCAGUUGUCAAAUAGAAGUGAGUUAUACAGGUUUGUUAAUUUGAUAACUAUAAGGAGUAUGGAUGAAACACGUCAAAAGUAACUAAAAAUAAUUAACAUUCACGAUCUUUGAAGUACACUCAAAAAGUAGCACAUCUACAAUCUAGGAUAUGUUUAAGAUCAUACGCCGAUCUAAACUAGACAAACAUCAAGAACAUGAAACCACUGGAUGCCCGUUUCGUCCUUGUAUUGGACAUCUUACUGAUGUGCAUCUACGACUUCACCAUCGAGGAUCGAAUCCGGUACCUUCAGUCUCGCGCGCGAACCCUUACUCUUUAGACGGCUGAGCCAGGAUCUUAUGAUGUACGAGGCUAAUACCAAUCAAUUCACGAUAGUACUCGAUCGUCUAGGAUAUCAUUUAUUUAACGAGACCAGGUUAACCAAUUUCUAAACUCUGAGUUUAAGAUAAAUGGUAUUGUAUGUCUUAUUUUUAUCACUUAUAUGAAGGUUGACAAUGUAAUAAUUAUAACUUUGCAACUGAUCAAUCCAAUAACACCAACUUAUACUCGUUUUGUUGAAGAGUGAAAAUAAAAAUAGCGUCUAGUCAUAACACCAUCCAUUUGACUGGUCAGCUGAGUUUUGCACAUAACACAUAAACACAUCUAUUUAAUUCAGAAAAAAAAACUGUGGAAACAAAAUUUGAAGAUAUUUCAAGUGUGAUUUACAAAUGAAUUGACCAAUUAAAUUUUCCUUAUAUUCUAUAUCUAAUGAAGAAGUACUUGAAAAGUGAAAAUUAAAAGAAAAAAGUCGCCAAAUCUGACGAAAUAAAUAAAAAUAAUUACCUGAGACAAUCUUUAAGAUGAAUAAUAACAAUGAACAUAGGGUUAAAAUGCAAUUGUAGAGAAGACCAACUAAAAGUAACUUUCUUUGAGAUUAAUUUGAAAGAAAAAGUCCAGAAUUUCUGUGAUUAUAGAUUUAGUAAUAUACAAUAAAUAGGUAUGUGCAAUAUGCGUAUUAUGAUUUUCUAUGAUCAAUAUCAAGUAAUAAUUCAGCGGCUAUACCAGGAGCGAUUUCUCGGUUGAAUAGUAAUGUUUCGAUUUCUUUUUGUUUCUCUAGAAUAAGUGGACUGUUUUUAAAUCUACGCCAAACCUCCUCUUUAACAAAUGUCCACAUCCAUAUCUAAUGUAAGAAAAUAUAGAGAAACAAUAUAAUGUCGGAUUACCGGCGACGUUUUUUAGUGUUCAAUAUACGUGUUGUGUUUGAAUUUCUUAGUCAUUUUUCUAUUUUAAUGCGAAAUCCUUGCCGCCGAUUUCAUUACAAGAUCUAGAUUUCGCUAUAUUUGUGUAUGGGUUAAAGUGUGCAUAAGUCUAGAGAAAUGAAAUGGAAUUUUCAAUGAAAAUUAUGCUACAAUACAUAUCACUCACCUACUAAAUAAAGAGGAAAAAUUACGGAAAUGAUGGAUAAAACACCAUUAUUGGAACAUCAAAAACGUUAACGAGAACACUGUCCCACUUAUCUGUAGUCUUGUGCGGCUUAAAUAUGCUAAUUUAUCUGAGCAAAUUUUUUUCUUUCCUAAGGUAUUCAUUAAUAGGAUGCAAAUAAUCUAUCACUGACAAUGAACUCACACUUACUUAUAGCUUUCACAGUGAUGUUGAUAUGAUAGAAAGAAAAGUCAAUUAUUGAUUGAAUUACUCAUUAUGAGUUUUACUCAACAUUACAUCCGUUUUGAUUCAACGUGAGGAUCAUUCAGUGAAGUAUUUGAUUUGUUUUCCCAGUAUGAUAUUUUCUGUAUAAUAUACGAUGUUCUUGUAUUCAGUUGACAUGAUCUAUGCUAAGUAAGUGAUUUGUUAUAACUGAGUAUGUGAUUUAAUCCUAAUUAUUAAUCAAAAUGGGUGUACCAUCAAUAUAUAAACCAGUGUAUUUUAGACUAUUGUGAUUCAUUAUUAUUUGUAUCAUCAUCGUCGUAGUGUUUUGGGGCUAAUAAAUCUUCACUUAUACCA